CGGCCCAAACCGCCAUUGCGUAAAGGACAACACGGGCGGCGGCGGAGCUCAGUGUGCGCCGAGACGAGAGGGAGAGAGUUUGUCCUUUUUGCUCCGUGUCUCCCCAUCAUGGCUCUGCCUCUCAAAGCGUCGGGCAAGCUGGCGGCCAAGGGUCUGCACUCCUCGCUGGUGGCAGCCCUGAGCCGGCCCUCUGCCACCAUUGCCACCCGGGGCUUGCACUUCACCAUGGACGGGCGCCGCAGCAGUGCUAAGACAGACCAGCUGAGCCGAGACUACCCCGUGGUGGACCACACCUACGAUGCAGUGGUGGUGGGGGCGGGCGGCGCAGGGCUGCGGGCGGCCUUCGGGCUGGUGCAGGAAGGCUUCAGGACAGCCGUGAUCAGCAAGCUCUUCCCCACACGCUCACACACGGUGGCCGCCCAGGGGGGGAUCAAUGCUGCCUUGGGGAACAUGGAGCCUGACAACUGGGUGUGGCACAUGUACGACACAGUGAAGGGGUCCGACUGGCUGGGUGACCAAGACGCCAUCCACUACAUGACUCGCGAGGCUCCCAAGGCCGUGAUUGAGCUGGAGAACUAUGGUAUGCCCUUCAGCCGCACACCUGACGGCAAGAUCUACCAGCGGGCUUUCGGCGGACAGAGCUACAACUUUGGCAAGGGCGGACAGGCACACAGGUGCUGCUGUGUGGCUGACAGGACGGGCCACUCCCUGCUCCACACCCUGUACGGCCAGUCCCUCAAGUACGACUGCAACUACUUCAUCGAGUACCUCUCCCUCGACCUGCUCAUGGAGGACGGGGAGUGCCGCGGCGUGGUGGCCCUGUGCCUCGAGGACGGCUCCAUCCACAGGUUCCGCGCCAAGAACACAGUGCUGGCAACUGGUGGCUACGGCCGGGCGUACUUCUCCUGCACCUCUGCCCACACCUCAACAGGGGACGGCACAGCGAUGGUGGCUCGAGCCGGCCUCCCCUGCCAGGACAUGGAGUUUGUGCAGUUCCAUCCCACCGGUAUCUACGGUGCGGGCUGCCUCAUGACGGAGGGCUGCAGGGGUGAGGGUGGCUACCUGGUGAACUCCGAGGGUGAACGCUUCAUGGAGAGGUACGCCCCAGUGGCCAAGGAUCUCGCCUCCAGGGAUGUGGUGUCACGCUCCAUGACCAUCGAGAUCAGGGAGGGACGCGGGUGUGGACCAGAGAAGGACCACGUGUAUUUGCAGCUCCACCACCUGCCCCAAGAACAGCUGGCCCAGAGGCUGCCGGGCAUCUCCGAGACGGCCAUGAUCUUCGCCGGUGUGGACGUGACCCGCGAGCCCAUCCCCGUGCUGCCCACUGUGCACUACAACAUGGGCGGCGUCCCCACCAACUACAAGGGACAGGUCAUCACAUCCGAUGGCGUGGAGGACAAGGUGGUGCCAGGCCUGUACGCUGCUGGAGAGGCCGGCUGUGCCUCCGUCCACGGGGCCAACCGUCUGGGCGCCAACUCUCUCCUCGACCUGGUGGUGUUCGGCCGAGCCUGCGCCCACGCCAUCGCCGCCGAGAACAAGCCUGGAGACACCAUUGGGGAGCUGUCCAGUAGCUCCGGCGAGGCAUCCGUGGCCAACAUUGACAGACUGAGGUUCGCAAAGGGCAACGUGUCGACAGCUGAGAUCCGCCUGAACAUGCAGAAGACGAUGCAGAACCACGCGGCCGUGUUCAGGACGGGCGACGUGCUCAAGGAAGGGUGCGACAAGAUGGCAGCGCUCUGGGGCAAGAUGGACGAUAUCAAGCUUGAGGACCGCGGGAUGGUGUGGAACACAGACCUGGUGGAGACCCUGGAGCUGCAGAACUUGAUGAGUAACGCCGUGCAGACCAUUGUGUCGGCUGAAGCGCGCAAGGAGUCCCGCGGAGCACAUGCCAGGGAGGACUUCAAGGACCGAAUGGAUGAAUACGACUUCUCUAAGCCUCUGGAGGGACAGCAGUCCAAGCCUUUUGAAGAACACUGGCGCAAACACACCCUCUCCUCUGUUGACGAAGCUACUGGCGAGGUUAAGCUGUGGUACCGCCCCGUCAUCGACCACACCCUGGAUGACGCCGAGUGUGCCACCGUCCCACCUGCCAUCCGCUCAUACUGAGGCGUUGGAUGAUCUGCUGUUUGUGUCUGUCUGGCGCACACUUGCAGUCCUCUCUUGGCUGGGGAAGAUUGAGAGGAGCAUCAGGUGGAAGUCCUUGUGGUAAUUUGUCUUACCUGCCUGGGAUUGGUUAAAGAUUCAGGUAUUUCUUUUUGUGUGUUGCUGAUGUUUACUCUGAACUGCCUAGUUGUGUGUUUGGCUCUGGCAGGGAAAGUGUUGGUGGAAAAACAGCCCCACUGUGCGUGUUGGGGGCUUGUUAGGGAGAAGGGAGCUAUAAGUGUGUAUUGAAUAAUUAGUCAGCACUCUAUACUGCUUCAUCAAGAAACGCUCAUUGUAUGUACUAAAAGUUAUAACCAAAAUCAAUGGUAAAACAUGUAGUAAUGAUAUUUUAAGUAAUUCUGAUGAUCUUAUUAAUUCAUGCCACAUGCCUGCAAUUAUCUGGACCAUUGUUAUCUGGUCACCUGGAUCUGGCAAAAACAUUAACUCCUUUGAGGCACAACACACACACCAAUGUUCCUUUGUAAUAAUAUGAACAUAUGAAAACCCUGCAAUUAAUAAAUAUCCUUUUAAAAAUCUAGAGCAAUCAUGAGUCACAGUUAUUCCUAAUUCAUCGCUUCUUAUUCAUACCUGUUACAAUCAAUUUACCUACAAACAAUUCCUUCGUGUGUGUGUGUUGUGCCUCCAUCACUGUAGAUAUCUGUACAUAGGAACCCUUAUUAAGCUGCCUUUGUAUUUAUCAAGACUGUGGCUCUGAACUAAAUAUAUAUUUGUUAAUGCAGCA
Molecule: messenger RNA, 2884 nt
Organism: Eriocheir sinensis (Chinese mitten crab)
Lineage: Eukaryota; Metazoa; Arthropoda; Malacostraca; Decapoda; Varunidae
Gene: SdhA
Product: succinate dehydrogenase [ubiquinone] flavoprotein subunit, mitochondrial-like
Exons: 14
Coding region: 109-2106 (665 amino acids)
Biological process (GO): tricarboxylic acid cycle; mitochondrial electron transport, succinate to ubiquinone
Molecular function (GO): flavin adenine dinucleotide binding; succinate dehydrogenase (quinone) activity; electron transfer activity
Source: RefSeq, a predicted model, not a curated record